AUGUCAAUCAUGGAAUACAACGGAGGGUCGGUCAUUGCGAUGGCCGGCAAGGAUUGCGUCGCGAUCGCAUCCGACUUGCGCCUCGGAAACCAGGCACUCACCGUUGCAACGAACUUUGAGAAGAUAUACCCUGUCACGGAGAGGAUAUAUCUCGGACUACCUGGGCUGGCGUCGGAUGUGUUGACAUUACGCGAGCGCUUUCGGUAUCGCGUGAACAUGUAUACGAUCAAGGAGUCUCGCGCGAUCGAGCCUAGCACUUUCGCACACCUCGUCUCCAGUACACUAUACGAGCGCCGAUUUGGACCAUACUUCAUUGAGCCUAUCAUCGCCGGACUCGAGAAGAGCCCAGCAACAGGCGAACUCACGCCAUACAUUGCCGGUGCAGACUUGAUCGGAUGCUUGAACUUCGCCAAGGACUUCGUCGUUGCGGGUACUGCUUCAGAUAAGCUAUUCGGUGUUGCAGAAGGAUUGUGGGAGCCGGAUCUCGGGCCGGAGGACCUUUUCGAGACGAUCAGUCAAACGCUUUUGAACGCCGUUGACCGCGACGCGUACUCCGGGUGGGGAGCCAUUGUACACAUUAUCACGAAGGACAAGGUCAUUACACGGACCCUCAAGGGUCGCAUGGACUAA
This is a messenger RNA of Peniophora sp. CBMAI 1063, 630 nucleotides long. Lineage: Eukaryota; Fungi; Basidiomycota; Agaricomycetes; Russulales; Peniophoraceae. The record is from the annotation of a GenBank genome assembly.